Messenger RNA from Cheilinus undulatus (humphead wrasse), 6028 nucleotides. It is a transcript of the gene hcfc1b, whose product is annotated as host cell factor C1b. Gene Ontology annotation, molecular function: protein binding; transcription coactivator activity. The transcript is spliced from 31 exons. The coding region runs from base 571 to 5430 and encodes 1619 amino acids. NCBI's taxonomy places the organism in Eukaryota, Metazoa, Chordata, Actinopteri, Labriformes, Labridae. Gene Ontology annotation, cellular component: histone methyltransferase complex. Gene Ontology annotation, biological process: regulation of DNA-templated transcription; chromatin remodeling. The record is from RefSeq and is a predicted model, not a curated record.
CGUCCGUUUUGUUUGGUUGCUGUUAGCAGCAAGAUGGCGGCUCCCUGCCCGGCGCUCACACCCUGAUUUCUGCAUAGUGAAGUGCAGCUUUCAGCCUCCACUGAGCUCCGUCACACUGUUGCAUGGAGCAACCGUUUAUCUUAUUUACCUGCAGCUGGACGUGCCUGAUUAUUUCUGCGUGAUUUCGUUGUUAGCCUUCCUCCAGACUGCAGAGCGUUACCCAGGCUAAGAUGGCGGACUGUGCGAUGCAGAGCCUCGGCUAACGGCAGCACGUUGAUCCGUUAACCGGAGACCGAACCACCGGAGAAGCUUUGUGUUUAUUCUGCUGGAUUACAGCCCGAGUGACGGACUUAAUCACUGGUGGAAACUCCUUCUGGAAAGGCUCGGUAGCUACAAAGACGAACUCCAUUAGACUAGCCGGCUAAUUAGCAUAGAAGCUAGCUGGGAGGCUAAUGCUAGCCCAGAGCCGCUGCUAGGGUCGGGCUGAUUUAAACUCUGAAUUCUCUGGACUGUGGUGCUGUUUUUCUGUCUCCCCGCUCACCGGGACACUCACACUCUUACUCCGGCGCCAUGGACACGGAGCCCGGGAGCCCCGCGGUGCUACAGCCCCGCUGGAAGCGCGUCCUGGGAUGGAGCGGCCCUGUGCCGCGACCCCGGCACGGACACCGGGCUGUGAGCAUUAAAGAGCUGAUGGUAGUGUUUGGAGGAGGAAACGAGGGCAUCGUGGACGAGCUUCAUGUCUACAACACAGCUACCAACCAGUGGUUCAUCCCGGCUGUUCGUGGAGACAUCCCGCCUGGAUGUGCUGCUUACGGUUUUGUGUGUGACGGGACGAGGCUGCUGGUGUUUGGAGGGAUGGUGGAGUACGGGAAGUACAGCAAUGACCUGUACGAGCUGCAGGCGAGUCGCUGGGAGUGGAAACGUCUGAAGGCCAAGGCCCCGAAGAACGGCCCGCCUCCCUGUCCUCGCCUCGGACACAGCUUUUCUCUGAUUGGAAACUUCUGCUACCUGUUUGGAGGACUGGCCAAUGACAGUGAAGACCCUAAAAACAACAUCCCCAGGUAUCUGAACGACCUGUACUGUCUGGAGCUGAGGCCGGGCUCCAGCGUGGUCGGUUGGGAGAUCCCUCAGACCUCGGGUCAGCCGCCACCCCCCAGAGAGAGUCACACCGCCGUGGUGGCGAGUGGCCGUGGAUCCAACAGACUCAUCAUCUAUGGAGGCAUGAGCGGCUGUAGGCUAGGGGACCUGUGGGUGCUGCACAUAGAUUCUAUGACGUGGACUAAACCAGCUCUUGGUGGAACCGCCCCCCUUCCCAGGAGCCUGCACUCUGCCACCACCAUAAAAAACAAGAUGUACGUGUUUGGAGGUUGGGUUCCUCUGGUGAUGGAUGACGUGAAGGUGGCGACUCAUGAGAAGGAGUGGAAGUGUACCAACACGCUGGCCUGCCUUAAUCUUGACACAAUGUGCUGGGAGACCGUUCUGAUGGACAGCCUGGAGGAGAAUGUCCCCAGAGCUCGAGCGGGUCACUGCAGUGUGGCCAUCAACUCCAGACUCUUCAUCUGGAGUGGCAGAGACGGAUACAGGAAGGCCUGGAACAACCAGGUGUGCUGCAAGGACCUGUGGUACCUGGAGACAGAGCGCCCCGUUGCCCCCUCCCGGGUUCAGCUUGUCCGGGCGAACACGACGUCCCUGGAGGUGAGCUGGGGGCCGUCCCAGACCGCAGACACCUACGUGCUUCAGCUACAAAAGUACGACAUUCCCGCCACACCUGCCGCCACCUCACCUGUCUCCAGCAGCACCCCCAACCUUACCCCCUCAGCAACUCCUGUAGCAAAGAGCCCCGCCCCCAUGGCCACAACACCGACCAAUCAAUCUGUCCCUCUGUCUGGCAUCACGCUGCUGCCCUCCCCCACCGCUUCUGUACCCGGAAGCCCAUUGGCUGCUGCAGCAAAAGGCCAAGCAGUCCUGAAGGUGGCAGCAGCUCCAGGAACAGGAGGCGGAGCUUCUAUCGUCACUGUGAGGCAGGCCACACCAAAAUCUCCUGUCGCUGUGACAACGCUUCCCGCGGGAGUUCGGAUGGUCGUACCCGCUCAGGCCGGCCAGGCGACGCCACAAGGGGGCGGUACUCAGAUGAGCGGCAUGGCGGCUCUGGCGGCGGCAGCUGCAGCCACUCAGAAGAUCCCGCCGUCUACAGCGGCGAUGCUGAACGUCCCUCCGGGAGCAACACUCGUAAAAACGGUUUCUGUGAGCCCAGGACCUGGGAGUCUUCCUGCCAAACAGGCUGGCUCUGUUACCAUGGUAGCAAACCCAGCCACCCGCAUCCUGAAGACUGCUGCUGCUCAGGUGGGCGGAGCCUCUGUUGUCUCUACCCCUGGCACUCCAGGCCGACCAAUCAUCACGGUACAUAAAUCUGGUACUGUGACGGUCUCCCAGCAGGCUCAGGUGGUCACCACGGUGGUAGGCGGAGUUACAAAGACCAUCACGCUGGUCAACAGUCCCCUCAGUGUGGGAGGAGGAGAGGCUUUGCUCGGUAACCUAGGUAACCUGGGGAAGAUGGUGGUCCAGACCAAACCAGUGCAGAGUGGAGCCAUGGCUGGUCAGACUGGUAGCAGCCCCGUCACUCAGAUCCUUCAGACGAAGGGGCCCCUCCCAGCAGGAACCAUCCUGAAGCUGGUGUCAUCAGCUGACGGGAAGCAGACGACCCUCCUCAGCACCGCCCAGGCCGGCUCCACCAAACCCACCAUCCUCAGCGUCGCCCCUGGAGCAGGAACCAAACCAGGAACCACCAUCAUCAAGACCAUCCCUGUGUCCGCUUUGCAAGGGGGAGCAGGUGGGAACAGUCCAAUCACAAUCCUCACCACCAAGAUGGUCACACCUGGAAGUGCCGGAAAAAUCCUCACCACGGUUCCGAAGAUCGGCUCAGGUGGCCAGCAGGGACUCACACAGGUGGUCUUAAAAGGAGCUCCAGGAACUCCAGGUACGAUCCUGAGGACCGUCCCUAUGGGCGGAGUCAGACUGGUGUCACCCGGAGCUGUCGGCUCCAAACCCACUGUGACCACACUAGUCGUCAAGGGAACCACAGGUGUGUCAAGUCUGGGGACAGUAACAGGAAGUGUUUCCAACUCUCCAGCAGGUGGCGCUGCCUCAAACGCCUCCCUGGCAACACCCAUCACCACCUUAGCAACCAUUGCUACACUGGCUGGCAAGGUCACCACGGCAACUGCAGCAGCAGCUGGACCCAAACAGGUAACUCUGAUCACAACUCCAAGUGGGGCCGAGUCUUUGGUCCAGGAUCUGCCUGUCUCCAUCAUGGCGUCCCCAACAUCAGAAGAACCAGGAAGUACUACGAGUACCACGACUACGACUACAAGUACUGCAGGAGGAGAAGGAGGAGAUGCUGCAGAAAAUACAGUAAUGCUGGUCUGCUCCAACCCCCCGUGUGAGACCCACGACACCGGCACCACCAACACCGCCACAGUGGCCACAGCAUCCAUGGGUGGUACUGACAGAGUCUGCUCCAACCCACCGUGUGAGACCCACGAGACAGGAACCACCAACACCGCCACAGUCGCCACAGCCAGUAUGGGCGGUACAGACCGAGUCUGCUCCAACCCGCCAUGUGAGACCCACGAGACAGGAACCACCAACACUGCCACCACUGCCGCUGCCAACAUGAACCAACCGCCACAGGUGAGCUCCAACACGUGCUCCAACCCACCGUGUGAGACUCAUGAGACGGGAACCACCAACACCACCACCACAGCAGGAGCUCGACUACUCACACAGGUGUGUUCAAACCCGCCCUGUGAGACUCACGAGACGGGAACGACCAACACGGCGACCACAGCAGGAGCAGGAGGACUUACACGGGUGUGCUCAAACCCACCCUGUGAGACCCACGACACCGGGACCACCAACACCGCCACCACUGCCACAGCUCAGCAGGGUGGAGACUCCACAGAAUCACCCUCUUCCUCAGACCCCACCCCUUCCACAGCUAACCAGAGCAGAGCUGUUACUACGGUGACACAGGCCACACCCACACCUGGACCUUCCAUACCAGAGAUCUCCUCCCUGGUUGGAGAGGGCCGCGCCGAGUCGUCGGAGGCGGAGGCUGUCGCUAUCAUGACAGAAACAGCAGAAGAAGGGGAGGAGCCUAUGCAGACUGACAGCCAACCAGGUCAUGUGAUGUCAUCAGAAGCUUCAGUGUUGCAGGUCCACAUGGAGGACGGCGAGGCGGCUCAGAUGACCUCAGACGGCGGUCUUCCUCAGGAGCUGAUGUCUUCAGAAGGAGCGACCCUGAUGGUGACGGGACUGACCCCAGAUCAGCUGGCUGUUACCACGGGAGCAGAUGAUGCUGUUCAACAGGCGACCAUUCAGGCUGUGCUGCAGGCGGCGGGACACAUCGGUGAGGAUCAGCCCAUCGUGCUGACUCAGCAAGAUCUGGCCGUUCUGGUUCAGCAGCAGCUUCAGGAAGUCCAGAACCAACCAGAGCCAGAACCUGAACACAGCAGCCUGCCCACAGAGGGCCUUGCCCCAGCUGACAGCCUGAAUGACCCAGCAGCCGAGAGUAACGGACACGAACUGGCAUCAUCAGCUGUGAACAGUGCCGUGGCCCGACUGGCCAGUACGUUUGGCCCCACCCCUCAGAUGACCGCCGUCCCUGUUGUUAAGAUUGAGGCAGCUGCUCCGACCACUGAGGUGGCCAACGGCAGCGCUGCUCCUGCAGGGAAGCCAAAUGUGGUGAUGAAGUCAUCAGCGAAGGAGAGCCAAUGGUACGACGUCGGCAUCGUCAAGGUGACCAACAUGGUGGUGACGCAUUACUACGUCCCCUAUGGAGACAACAUCGACGAUGACUCAGGUGCGGUACCUGACUACAGUCAGAUGAAGAGGGUGGAGCUUCAGCCGGGGACGGCGUAUAAGUUCCGUGUGGCGGGGAUCAACAUCUGCGGCCGCGGAGCGUUCUCCGAGGUGUCGGCAUUUAAAACGUGUCUGCCUGGUUUCCCCGGAGCGCCAUGUGCCAUCAAAAUCAGCAAGAACAUGGACGGGGCUCAGCUCACCUGGGAGCCUCCUGCUGUCACGGCAGGUAAGAUCACAGAGUACUCCGUGUACCUGGCCAUCCAGUCCAGCCAGGCAACCCCGGCCUCAGGGUCCGGCCCCGCCCAGCUGGCUUUCAUGAGGGUGUACUGCGGCUCCAGCCCGUCCUGUCUGGUCCAGGCGUCGAGCCUUGCUAAUGCGCACAUCGACCACACCACCAAACCCGCCAUCAUCUUCCGCAUCGCCGCACGCAACCAGAAGGGCUAUGGGCCCGCCACGCAGGUCCGGUGGUUACAAGAGAGCAGUAAAGAAGCCAAACCAGCCGUGAAGAGACCCGGAGUGUCUCCUGACUUCAAACCUGUCGGACCAAAGAAGUUCAAAACUGACCAAUAAGAUCAGCUGAAGCUCUUCUGAAGACUCUGAUUGGUUCCUGUUUUCUUCAUCUCCGAGCAGCUGGUUACCACGGCAACAGGACAGAGGCGGUCCUCUAACAACAUAAAAGACUUGUAGAAUACCUGUACAUUAUCGACCAAUCAGAAUGCUUUCCUUGGUUUUCAUGGAGACGGGAAGGGGCGGAGUCAGAAAUUUGGCUUAAUGGAAACAAUAAAGUUUGAGUUUAUUACCGUAGAUGUAGCUCUCUCUCUCUCUCUUACCGUCUGUUGCUCGCCCUCCCUCUGAUGUCAGGAAAAAGGUCAAAGGUCACAGAGCUAGCAGAGCGAGGGCGGGACUUAUGUAAAUUAUUUUCUGUAGCGUCAAAAUAUUUUUUUUAUAAUGUCUGGAAAGUUCUUCUUCUAUGGUUUUUGUUUCUUCUACGGUUUCUCUUUUCUUUUCUGUGGUUCUUCUUCUGUUGAUGGAAUGUUUGUUGGCCGCAGUGACGCAGCUCAGCCAUUGGUCGUUUGCCUGAGCAGGAAGUGAAAGUUUUUCAGCUGUUGGAAUGAACCCUGUUUGUGAAUAUUCUCUGGAACAAUAAAGUUUUUUAGAGCAUUUUUUA